AUCAAAUAACAGCCAUAUUUAGAUUAUGGGUCAGAUCAACGGUUUUAAUCUCGUUGAUUUUAGUGGAUUUAUUUCACCGUUAUACCUUCGGAGAUCCAUAUCAGGAAUAAACUGAUACAUUUACUGAUCCCGACAGACAGGAACAGGAACUCUCCUCUGCAGCUUCACCCGCGCCUUUUGUCUGCGGAAAAACAGGACGAUGUUUGUUAUUAGACGCUGAAACAAUUGACGGCGCGUUUGACGAGCCUUCUAAAAUAAGGGUUUUCCCCAACCAGGCUGUCAAAACACUAGAUGAGAGGAGCAUAUAUGUGAUUCAUUUCCCACUGCGGGCGGCGUUUAAGACAACAAUCUAUCCAAAUGAUGUCAGGAAAGCAUUUCAAGGCUCACGAAGUGAGCUGCUGCAUCAAGUAUUUCAUCUUCGGAUUCAACAUCAUAUUUUGGUUCCUUGGAGUGGCGUUCCUCGGCAUUGGGUUGUGGGCAUGGAGCGAAAAGGGUGUUCUCUCCAACAUCUCGUCCAUCACAGACCUGGGGGGCUUUGACCCCGUCUGGCUCUUCUUGGUGGUGGGUGGUGUGAUGUUCAUCCUCGGAUUCGCUGGUUGCAUCGGAGCGCUGCGAGAAAACUCUUUCUUGCUCAAAUUUUUCUCUGUGUUCCUGGGUAUCAUCUUCUUCCUGGAGCUGACUGCAGGAGUCCUGGCCUUUGUCUUCAAAGACUGGAUCAAGGACCAGCUCAAUUUUUUCAUUAACAACAACAUCCGGGCCUACAGAGACGACAUUGAUCUGCAGAACCUGAUAGACUUUACCCAGGAAUAUUGGGAGUGUUGUGGAGCGUUUGGAGCUGACGACUGGAAUUUGAACAUCUACUUCAACUGUACGGAUUCCAACCCAAGCCGCGAGAAAUGUGGAGUGCCCUUUUCCUGCUGCACCAAAGAUCCGGCGGAGGAUGUCAUCAACACUCAGUGUGGCUACGACAUCCGAGCAAAAACGGACUCUGAGCAGCGGACCUUCAUCUAUAUCAAAGGAUGUGUUCCUCAGUUUGAGAAGUGGCUUCAAGAAAACCUGACCGUGGUGGCAGGCAUCUUCAUAGGGAUUGCAUUACUACAGAUUUUUGGCAUCUGUUUAGCACAAAAUCUUGUGAGCGACAUUGACGCCGUGAGAGAGAGCUGUUUGUUUACCUAAGACCUCCACAGAAUCUCCAAAGGCAAGAAGGAUGUACCAGGACUCUGCUGUUUGGACGCCAGCAACAAAGGGAAAUAAAUUAAUCAGCUAAUGCAUCCAGAA
Messenger RNA from Perca fluviatilis (European perch), 1278 nucleotides. RefSeq names its product tetraspanin-5. Lineage: Eukaryota; Metazoa; Chordata; Actinopteri; Perciformes; Percidae. The record is from RefSeq and is a predicted model, not a curated record. The transcript is spliced from 10 exons. Gene Ontology annotation, biological process: protein maturation; protein localization to plasma membrane; regulation of vascular endothelial growth factor signaling pathway. Gene Ontology annotation, cellular component: membrane. Bases 358 to 1176 code for a protein of 272 amino acids.